AUGAGAGCUUCAUAUCGUGGCCUGAACCAACCCCUGCAGACAAGGGCACUUCAAGCGUUAACAAACCCUAGUCUACCGACGACAUUGCCACCAAUAGUAGCCAGAGAUAUCGUAUCAUAUACCGCUAAAUCUCAAUACUCUUGGAUGAAGCCUGUGCGCACCGGCCGAUGCAUUGUAGUCGAACCAAUGAGCUCAAGCAUCGAAAUAACCGGAGAUGAACCAGAAAUGCCGUCGCCCAAAUUGUCUAGUUACGAAGUCGAAGGUCGAAAUCAUCCAGUUGGGGAAGAAACAUCGGAUGAACUGAGUGACUAG
Messenger RNA from Acaulospora colombiana, 312 nucleotides. The record is from the annotation of a GenBank genome assembly. NCBI's taxonomy places the organism in Eukaryota, Fungi, Glomeromycota, Glomeromycetes, Diversisporales, Acaulosporaceae.